CAGACACGCUAGCUCAUUUCCCUUUUUGCGUGUUGUGAUGUUCAGGAAAAUUAAAAGAGGGAACCACAUUUGCGUGUAAGCAUGAAAGAGAGAAAUAGAAACACUGAGCGGGUUUGGGCAAACUAGAUUUAUAAUGAACCUCUUACGUCGUUUAUUUUAUAACGCUGUGGAUGUGGCGAUUUAUGAAAGGAAAGGAAUAUUUCCAUUGAUACCAAAUUUGAUUUUAGACAUGACCGACACAUAGGCACAAGCACCGUCAAAUGAUAGCUAGCCUACAUUAAAGAAAGUAGCAUUCCUUGCGUAGCGUCCAGUCGCGCUGAGGAAGAGGGAGGGGAAUGGGACAACUUCUGUAGGCUACACAAUGAAAGCUGAAGGCUAAGCAAGAGGACACGUAGCCUACACUUAUAAAUUGUCGACGGAAACGGGAUGCACGUCCAGUGGCUUAGGAAAACUCGAUAUCUUGUUAUUCAGCUAGAUAAUUGCUUUCCAUGAUAUGCAGGAGUUCGCCGAGAAGUAAUACUGCGGAUUAAGAUCGGAGACAAUUUAGGGUAAAUAUGCCAAGUUAAAAAAGCGAAAGCGAUCUGGACACUUAAGAUUAUAUUUCACUAUUCUCCCAGUGUUACACGAUUGUUACAAUUUAACAUGCAUUCUUAUUAGUGUUAAAUUUCUACAGCCUAUUCAUAAAAAAAGUCCGUGACUAACGGUCAAGUCCUCUCCAAUCGUUGAGUGAGGCUUGUUUUGUUAUUUUCUUGUUCCAGCCCUUUCCCAAACUGCAGGCUGUCAGUGCCACGUUUAGAAUUGCGUAUGCGCUGGACUGAACAGAAGACACCGAUUUGAACUGUUAUGCUUCAUUUCAGAACAUCUAUAACAGAGCAAUAUCAGAAGUAUAAUAGGCUACAGGAAACAGCGCAGUUCACAAGCGUUUGUGAUGUGCAUUUGUAAUAAAUAAGUCAAUAACCAGGGCAUUUCUCGUUCUUGGUGGGCACGGCUUUUUAGUUCUCCGAGAAAACUUGACAGGAGCGGCCAAGCUCCUCGCCCCAGAAUGCUGGACUGAAUGAUAAGGAAUGGCAUCGGCGGUUUUCGAGGGCACGUCGCUGGUGAACAUGUUUGUCAAAGAUUGUUGGGUGAACGGGAUCCGGCGACUGAUUAUCAGUCAGCGAGGCGAAGAAGAGGAGUUCUUUGAGAUCAGGACCGAAUGGUCGGACAGAAACAUUUUAUACCUGCACCGGAGUUAUUCUGAUUUGGGGAGGUUGUUUAAGAGGCUAGUGGAAUCAUUCCCCGAGGACAGAAGAGACCUCACGAAGUCGCCCCUAAUUGAAGGAUUGGUGAAGAUUAAAGAAGCCAAUGACACUGAAGUCAGGCUGAAUGAGGUGGAGAGACUGCUGAAGAAUGCUAUCAACAUGCCCUGGAAGUUUUCCAGGUCAGAGGUGGUGCUGACGUUUUUUGAGAGAUCACCGUUGGACCAGGUGCUAAAAAAUGACGAUGUUCACAAGAUCCAACCGUGCUUCCAGAGUCCAGUGAAGAUAUCAGAGAUCAUGAGAUCUAACGGGUUUUGCCUGGCUAACACUGAGACCAUUGUAUAUGACGACAGUCUGUCACAUGAAAAGGAGAGACCCUCAUCUACAGACUCAGCAGAACAUGUGUUUGACAAUGGCGAAGAGUUUCUAACUGAGCCAAACAACAGUGACGAUGACCCAGAGGCCUACGUAACCAACUUGUCUUAUUACCACUUGGUACCCUUUGAGACAGACAUCUUGGAGUGACGCAGGCCGCACCCACACCUGCAUAGAAACGGUCCAGCUGUGCAGACGCUCAGUCCAGCUGCCAAUCCCGGCUGCAUUAGCGUGCCAACCGUGCUGCCAUCGCGACGCUUGCCAUUUGGGGGUUGUAGCUGGAGGGUGGAGAGGCAUUCUGGACACCCAUGGCUGUGUGGAGAUUGUGAUCCGUGACAUCAAACUCUCAGAGUCACUAAGCUCAGUCAAUCCGAUCAGUAGUAUGGACGAGUCCCCAACAUCUUUCUCUCCAUCACCAACGUGCCUCAUAUUUUCAUCGACAUAAGCAAACAAACAUACACUUGCACACACAUGUACAGAGAGCGGUGGCAAUGUUCUCAUUUGGAGCACAACCAGGGGCCUCACAUUACCCCUGGACCAAUCACUGCCUUCUCGUCAAAUACAUUUGGGCAUAUGAAGGAGCAGGAUAUACCCCCGUAACUCUUCAACGCAUCAUGACUCCAGUCUGCAUUUCUGUUCUUCUGCUCUUCCAGUGAAUCUGACAUCUUAUCAGUUUAGACAUGGAUGGGCUGAUUCAUCAGGAUAGCACUCACCUGUU
This is a messenger RNA of Anguilla anguilla (European eel), 2331 nucleotides long. Its product is annotated as PX domain-containing protein 1-like. The transcript is spliced from 5 exons. Gene Ontology annotation, molecular function: phosphatidylinositol binding. The coding region runs from base 1065 to 1763 and encodes 232 amino acids. NCBI's taxonomy places the organism in Eukaryota, Metazoa, Chordata, Actinopteri, Anguilliformes, Anguillidae. The record is from RefSeq and is a predicted model, not a curated record.